Molecule: messenger RNA, 1212 nt
Organism: Alnus glutinosa
Lineage: Eukaryota; Viridiplantae; Streptophyta; Magnoliopsida; Fagales; Betulaceae
Product: cytokinin riboside 5'-monophosphate phosphoribohydrolase LOG5-like
Exons: 7
Coding region: 168-851 (227 amino acids)
Biological process (GO): cytokinin biosynthetic process
Cellular component (GO): nucleus; cytosol
Molecular function (GO): hydrolase activity, hydrolyzing N-glycosyl compounds
Source: RefSeq, a predicted model, not a curated record
GUAAAGUCUAUUCCUUUUUAAUAAUAUUAUUUUGGAGUCUAUGUAUAGUGGCUGUUCCAUUUCACUCGGUACUCUUUUGUUGUUGAAGCUUCCUCUAUCUUCAUCAUUUACUCUUGUUCUUGUGCCUGCAAACCAAAAACUCAAAAGUGAGAAUCCUGAGGAGGGAAAUGGAAGGGAAACUCGUGAGUUCAAGAUUCAAGAGGGUUUGUGUUUUCUGUGGCAGCAGUACUGGGAAGAGAAAUUGCUAUAGAGAUGCUGCCAUUGAGUUGGCCCAAGAGCUGGUGUCAAGGAGGCUGGAGCUUGUGUAUGGAGGUGGGAGUAUUGGGCUCAUGGGUCUGGUUUCACAAGCUGUGCAUCGUGGUGGGGGAAAAGUUCUUGGGAUCAUCCCCAGGACUCUAAUGUGUAAAGAGUUAACGGGUGAAACUGUUGGGGAGGUAAGGCCAGUAGCCGACAUGCACGAAAGAAAGGCUGAAAUGGCCCGCCAUUCUGAUUGUUUUAUUGCCCUACCAGGUGGGUAUGGAACUUUGGAAGAGCUGUUGGAGGUCAUCACUUGGGCUCAACUGGGUAUUCAUGACAAGCCUGUUGGUCUGUUGAAUGUUGAUGGGUACUACAACUACCUUCUCACUUUCAUUGACAAAGCCGUGGAUGAUGGGUUCAUCAAGCCAUCCCAGCGCCACAUCAUAGUGUCUGCUCCUAAUGCUAAAGAGCUUGUUCAAAAACUUGAGGAGUACGUGCCUGUGCAUGAUGGAGUCAUAGCAAAGGCAAGGUGGGAGGUUGAGCAACCACAACAACAGCAGCAACAACAGGUGGGGUUCAAUGCCACUACUUUGCAGACUGAGAUCGCUCUAUAAAGAGAGACAUGUGAAAAGAAAGAAGGAAAAAAAAAGUUUGGGGAAAAAGGUGCUUUAGUCUCUUGCUUUUGCUAAGUUUUUGGGUCAUAUACCAACCAUGCCAUAAUGGAAUGGUAGGGUUCAAUUGACUAAAGGGAGAUGCAACCCACCACAAGGAAAAAAGAAAAAGAAAAAAAAAAAGGGUAAUGGGGAAAAAAACGUUGACCAAAAGAAUUUUGGGUCUUUUUUGUAUGUGUGGUGGGAAGAAAGGAAGGGCCUAUCUUGGGUAUUUAAUUAGUUGGGUGUUUAAGCAUAUGUAUUUUGAACCUCGAAUUAUGUACAAAAGGAUUAUAUAGAAAGAACAAGAAGUAACAUCCAAAAA